ACAAUCCAUAUCGAAAUCCGGAUCUUACGCUCCGAGACGUCUAGUACAAUGUCUCUUUCCUCAAUUCGGAUCAUUUAAGAAGAUCCAAAUAAUUGUAAUAUUCUCAGGCGUCCUCGCUGCUUUUUGACUCUCACCCCUGGCUUCGGUCCUCAGAAUAGCCUUGCUGCCUGAGGCCUUCAAACAUCACGUGCACGCUAAGCAUCGCCAAAUUUUCCGCGGCCUUUAAAUUCAAAGUGCAGCCUCCAAAAGUUUCUGCAUCACCCAAAAGUUGUCGAACAAUGCGGCUGUAUCUAAUACGCCACGGAGAAACAGUUGAUAAUGUAGCACAACUGUAUGCAGGUUCACGAGACUCGCCUCUCACGAACCAUGGCUUCCAACAGGCAACCAGACUCGGCCAGCACCUCCACAGUCAGGGUGUGAAGUUCAGCCGUGUAUUUUCCUCGGACUUGCAGCGCGCAGUCAAGACGGCCGAGCAGGUUCUCAAGCCGCAUGCAGAGCAGGAUGAUGUUGUUCCACAUACCAAGGUCGCCUUGAUCCGCGAGCAGGACUUCGGUUCGUUUGAAGGGGCGACGUUUCUACCUCGCGCAAAAGCUCCGGGUAUCCCGCUCGCUCAUGAGGUCGACGCGAAUGCCGCGUACCAUGUGCCCAUGGAGUCGAUCGAUAGCAUGGAAAGGCGGGUGGAUGAGUUCCUGGCGGACCACUUGAUCUCGGCCGUUCAUGGAACCGAACGGCUGGAAAAUCAAUCCAUCGCUGUGGUCUCGCAUGGUAUAACAUUAUCGGUCAUGUGGGGGAGACUCCUGGCUCGGUUUUUGCCAACGAAAUCUGUCGCGUUCCAUCAAGACCUCAGCUCCCUUCGAUCUCCUCCAAGUCUGGAAGGACUUGGAAAUUGGUCGAACACUGGGUAUCUAGAGCUUGAUCUCUUCCGGGGCCCGGAAACGGUCCUGCGUGGUCUGAAAGAACCUGCACCCGAUACAGACACCGAGGUUGUAGCCGAGACGACUGUGGUUAUGCAACAGGACAAGGAGAAAUCCGAGUCGGUUGUAUUAACCCUUGAUGGCUGGACUACUACGAUCAGAGUCGUCAAUGGGCGAGAUCAUUUGACCGGACUCAAGCGAACUCGAGGCGGAGUCGGCAGUUCUCGCUUCGGCUUCCUUGUUGAACCGCUUGUUGUAGCUUGGUCCUCUCGUUGGAGGCAUUGACGAUACCAAUUGAUCUAGGAAUCGCAUUGGCAUCGUGGUAGUGUUGAGACAUGGUGAUGGGAUGAGUAAUUGCUUCUGCAAUUCAGAUGAACGGGAGCUACUAGAACUAUGAAUUAAUUGAAUACCAUAUUUUUGAUCACAUGC
This is a messenger RNA of Eremomyces bilateralis CBS 781.70, 1343 nucleotides long. Its product is annotated as phosphoglycerate mutase-like protein. Gene Ontology annotation, cellular component: cytosol. The transcript is spliced from 4 exons. Gene Ontology annotation, molecular function: fructose-2,6-bisphosphate 2-phosphatase activity. Gene Ontology annotation, biological process: positive regulation of DNA repair; fructose 1,6-bisphosphate metabolic process; fructose 2,6-bisphosphate metabolic process. Bases 279 to 1199 code for a protein of 306 amino acids. The record is from RefSeq and is a predicted model, not a curated record. NCBI's taxonomy places the organism in Eukaryota, Fungi, Ascomycota, Dothideomycetes, Eremomycetales, Eremomycetaceae.